GAGUGGCGACGCGCGGGCCACAGCGCGGGCGUUCGAACUGGCGCUUGGUGGCGUUGCCAUGGAGAUGCGGCCUGGCCGCCGCCGGUGACUCCCGGGUUGACAGGGCUCUUAAGUUGCGGGCCUUGGGGCUCACUCCCGACGGCACUGUCUUCUUCUCUUCUCAGACAGAGCGGACCGAGGAGUUUGGACCGAGAGUUUAUAGAAACCUAUUCACCAAAAUGGCAUCCUGGUUAUAUGAAUGUCUUUGUGAAGCUGAACUUGCACAGUAUUAUUCUCAUUUCACUGCCCUUGGCCUUCAGAAAAUAGAUGAAUUAGCCAAGAUUACAAUGAAAGACUACUCCAAAUUAGGAGUCCAUGACAUGAACGACCGCAAACGUCUCUUCCAACUUAUCAAAAUUAUUAAGAUUAUGCAAGAAGAAGAUAAAGCAGUCAGUAUCCCAGAGCGUCAUCUUCAGACAAGCAGCCUGCGCAUCAAGUCUCAGGAAUUAAGAUCUGGCCCUCGCAGACAACUGAAUUUUGAUUCUCCUGCUGACAAUAAAGACACAAAUGCCAGCAAUGAUGGGUUUGAAAUGUGCAGUUUAUCAGAUUUCUCUGCAUAUGAACAGAAGUCCACUUACCUAAAAGUGCUAGAGCACACGCUACCAGAUGAUUCCCAGUACCAUACAAAAACAGAAAUUAUGAAUGCCACAGCUGGUGAUUCCUUUGUGCAAACAGAAAUCAGCACUUCACUCUUUUCACCAAAUUACUUUUCUCCAAUACUGGGGGAUUGUGAUAUUCCCAUUAUUCAAAGAAUCUCUCAUGUUUCAGGGUAUAACUAUGGAAUCCCUCAUUCUUGUAUCAGACAGAACGCUUCAGAGAAACAGAAUCCUUGGACUGAGAUGGAGAAAAUCAGAGUUUGUGUUCGAAAACGCCCCCUGGGCAUGAGGGAGGUACGUCGUGGAGAAAUUAAUAUUAUUACUGUAGAAGACAAAGAAACUCUACUUGUGCAUGAGAAGAAAGAAGCAGUUGACCUCACUCAAUAUAUUCUGCAGCAUGUUUUUUAUUUUGAUGAAGUCUUUGGUGAAGCGUGCACCAAUCGGGAUGUAUACAUGAAGACUACUCACCCACUUAUUCAGCAUAUUUUCAAUGGAGGCAAUGCCACUUGCUUUGCUUAUGGACAGACAGGUGCUGGAAAGACCUACACCAUGAUAGGAACUCAUGAGAACCCAGGAUUGUAUGCUCUAGCUGCCAAAGAUAUCUUCAGGCAACUACAAGUGUCCCAGCCAAGAAAGCACCUCUUUGUGUGGAUCAGCUUCUAUGAAAUUUACUGCGGACAGCUUUAUGACCUCCUAAAUAGAAGAAAAAGGCUCUUUGCAAGAGAAGAUAGCAAGCACAUGGUGCAGAUAGUGGGACUGCAAGAGCUUCAGGUGGACAGUGUGGAGCUCCUCUUAGAGGUGAUCUUAAAGGGCAGCAAGGAGCGCAGCACUGGGGCCACUGGAGUUAAUGCAGACUCUUCCCGCUCCCAUGCCAUCAUCCAAAUUCAGAUCAAAGAUUCAGCCAAGAGGACAUUUGGCAGGAUCUCUUUUAUUGACUUGGCUGGCAGUGAAAGAGCAGCAGAUGCAAGGGACUCAGAUAGACAGACAAAGAUGGAAGGUGCAGAAAUAAAUCAGAGUCUCCUGGCUGUAAGUUGUUCAAAAUCUUUAAUCUAAAAAUCCUUCUUGAAAGACUUUGCCCAUUACAUAUAGGCAGAGUGGAUGAAUGUGGGGUGGAAUCAGGAAAGCACCUGCCCUGUUCUUAUGUGAUAAUGGAAUGCCAGGGUUGGAGACGGAGGGCUGACCAGACAGACUCUCACAAUUCUAGGCAACUAUUUUCUUCUCUCCUUGUCUUCUUUUCCCCUGGUCAAUACAUGCCAAUUAGGAACAGAGGUAUUUGUGCAGUUGCUGAACGGUUAACUCUGUUAAGCUUUCUCUCUUUCCCCAAUCUUUAAAAUUAUAUUAAUUUUUCAAACAUAGAAAAGUGGAACAAAUAGUAUAAUGAUCUCCCAUAUACCUGUCAGAUUCAACAGUUACCA
Messenger RNA from Chlorocebus sabaeus (green monkey), 2050 nucleotides. The record is from RefSeq and is a predicted model, not a curated record. Lineage: Eukaryota; Metazoa; Chordata; Mammalia; Primates; Cercopithecidae.